Hibiscus syriacus is the source of this 880-nucleotide messenger RNA. Its product is annotated as lignin-forming anionic peroxidase-like. The record is from RefSeq and is a predicted model, not a curated record. Lineage: Eukaryota; Viridiplantae; Streptophyta; Magnoliopsida; Malvales; Malvaceae. The coding region runs from base 1 to 636 and encodes 211 amino acids. The transcript has 2 exons. Gene Ontology annotation, molecular function: heme binding; peroxidase activity. Gene Ontology annotation, biological process: response to oxidative stress.
AUGAAAAAUCCACCCAAAACUCGCCCAACCAUUGACAGUGAAAAGAACUCUCGCCCCAAUCAAAAUUCUGCUCGAGGAUUCGAAGUGAUCGACGAAAUUAAGGCUGAGGUCGACAAGAUUUGUGGACGCCCGGUGGUUUCUUGUGCUGAUAUAGUAGCUGUUGCAGCUCGAGAUUCUGUAGUUGCAGCUCGAGAUUCUGUAGUUGCACUUGGAGGGCCGUCAUGGAAAGUGCUACUUGGUCGGAGAGAUUCGACGACAGCGAGUCGAACGCAAGCCGAUACUUACCUCCCGGCUCCAUUCAUGGAUCUUCCUGCAUUAAUUAACAAUUUCAAGAAUCAAGGUCUAAACGAGAGAGAUCUGGUAGCUCUCUCCGGUGGGCAUACCAUUGGUUUUGCACAAUGUUUUACCUUUAGAAACCGAAUUUAUAAUGCAACGAACAUCGACCCUGUGUUUGCGGAAAAUAGAAGAGCGACCUGUCCACGCACUGGAGGAGACACUAAUCUUGCUCCUUUAGACCCAACGCCUGCACGCUUUGACAAUGCGUAUUUCAACAACCUCGUGAAGCAAAGGGGUUUACUCAUUUCGGAUCAAGCGCUUUUCAGUGGUGGCUCUACUGACGAUCUCGUCAGUACUUAAAGAUUGUACCCUCACGUGUUUUGGAAUGAUUUUGCAAAGUCCAUGAUUAAGAUGGGAAACUUGAAGCCUUUGACUGGAAACCAGGGACAAAUUCGCACCAACUGCAGAACGGUGAAUUAUUAAAUACUAAGUAAUUGUUUCAUGAAAUUAUUUUGAUAAAAUUUGUUCCAAUUGCUUUGAAAUAAGCCAUUUUUUAUUCCUCCUGUUUGAAUAUUUUUUUAAUGAAAUGUGUGUACUAUUUUGA